CAUCUAAAAAGCACGUGGGAGAAAUGUCAAGUGCCGGGGAAAUGUUCAACUUCAACAUGAAGUGAUAGCUGAUUGGAACAUCAAAAUUGAUGACUAUGACACAGGACACUGAUCCAAUAUGCCCACAGUGUUAAAAACAGUAACAAUGUUUGACCAUGUUGACUGGAUCUUUCAAAACUUUAUUAAAUGAACUGUUUCCAGAUGGCUCAUUGUAAUUUGCUGGCCUACUGAACAGAUCCCAGGGCCCAAGAGAUCUAACUAGUUUGUUCAAACUUUAGAAAUAGUGCAAUAUGGCUGCCUUUAAACCCCUGCAGAAAGCACUGGACGCCAAACUUAGGAAGAUAGUUCUGGUAAAAUGCUGUCAAGUUCAUCGCUUAUGGACAGUUCGUCUCCGGAGCACCCGGACACAGAGCUCUGCGCUGUUCAUCAGUAAUGCAGUCGCACAACACACCUCUCCUGUUCAAGUUGACCUUGACCUUGAAAAACGCUUAAUCCACGAGUUUGACGUCCUGAGAGAUAACAUACAUCGUCGUGGCAACACCAUCGACUUGCAAAAACUGGUAGAGGACUUCAAACAACUGAAGAUGCUGGAUUCAAGGAAGACAACUCUGGAAGAACAAAGAGAUUCAAUAGCUGGGAUGAUGAAAACACUUGUCAAGGCACAGGUUAAAUCAGACGAUGUUCAGCGAUCAAAAGAAGUGUUGAUAUCCAGGGGAAAAGAAGUGAGAGAGACUCUGAAAGCUCUUAUGCCUCAGUACUUGGAGUUAGAAGAGCGGGUAAUGUUGACAGCCUUGAGACUACCCAACCAGUUGCAUCCAGACACGGUAUUGUGUGUUUCUAGCAAGAGUUAUCCCCCCUUAAAUGCCUAUAGCAACUGUUAA
This is a messenger RNA of Liolophura sinensis, 881 nucleotides long. RefSeq names its product serine--tRNA ligase, mitochondrial-like. NCBI's taxonomy places the organism in Eukaryota, Metazoa, Mollusca, Polyplacophora, Chitonida, Chitonidae. The transcript has 5 exons. The record is from RefSeq and is a predicted model, not a curated record. The coding region runs from base 291 to 881 and encodes 196 amino acids. Gene Ontology annotation, molecular function: nucleotide binding.